Messenger RNA from Nakaseomyces glabratus, 5364 nucleotides. It is a transcript of the gene UBR2, whose product is annotated as putative ubiquitin-protein ligase UBR2. Lineage: Eukaryota; Fungi; Ascomycota; Saccharomycetes; Saccharomycetales; Saccharomycetaceae. Gene Ontology annotation, biological process: ubiquitin-dependent protein catabolic process via the N-end rule pathway. Gene Ontology annotation, molecular function: ubiquitin protein ligase activity; zinc ion binding. The record is from RefSeq and is a predicted model, not a curated record.
AUGGAUUCGGUGAGUUGUCUCAGAACAUUUCUUGAUCGACUGCCGACAUUAUGCGGAGCCAGGCACGAUCAAUCAGUCAAGUUCCUCUUAUGGAAGGCUAUACAUUUAUCAGCUGAACAUGGCUCUCAGAAUGUUAAUUGGCCAGAACUGAUAGAAGUGUUUACAUCAGAGGAAUUUAGAAAUUGUACACUAGGAAACAUACUGUCCAAUGAAACGUGGGAAGAGUCAUUUAUUCAAAUUCAAGAUACAAAUACUCAUCAUGGUGUUUGCAAUCGAAUAUGUUUUCCACCUGAAACAGUAUAUUAUUGUUUUACCUGUACUUUAAAUCCUAUUUAUGAGAUAUGUGAAGAAUGUUUUGAUGAGAGUAAACAUGUAGGCCAUACCUACACAGCAAGAACUGUAACGAGAGCAGAGGGGAAAAUAUGCCAUUGUGGUGAUCCAGCUGUAUUUAAGAAGCCUGAAUUAGCUUAUUGUUGCAAAUCCUAUAGGGAUUCAGGAUACACACCUGAUUUGACAAACAAAGAUGGUUUCCUCUUAAAAACAAUUAAUAUUCUUGUAGAUUUUCUCAUUGAAUAUUCAUUGAAACAACCAAAUUUAUCUCUUGAAGCUCCAGAGAAUAACGAAUUCACGAAUAAUAAAAAUAAAAAACCGCUAAAAGAUGUGCAUUUAAGGGAUAGUAUGACUGAUGGCGCUGAAAUUAUGGAUACAUCAACUGAUGAUAUGACCAAUUUUGAAUUAGAACAAGAACCCACUUGGGCGAUUACCAUCAGAAGUGAUGAUUGUGAUUUACAUUAUAUAGAUUUAGCUUCACGCGUGUCAGAUAUACUGAACAUACCUAACGAGUAUGCAAUUGGUAUUGUUGAUAGUUUGCAAGAUGAUUGCUCUAUUGUCACAUUAGUGGAAUCGAAUGACUUAAGCAAAAUAAAGGCCCUGGCGGAUGAAUUCUACAGUAAAAAUGUAAAUGUUAGAAUUAGCAAGCUCGAGUCUAUUUUCAAUCAAUUAUUGAUAGAAGAUAUUAUAUGUUACAUUACAAAGCGGUGUUUGCUUGAUAAAGGUAAUAUACGAUUCAAGCACCUGUUAAGGUUAUCGCUAAUUGAUAUAUGGAAUUCAGAACUGCCGACAAAACAACUAAACAAAAACAACAAUCUGAAUCCAUACAGUUCUAAAAUAAAUUUGCUAGGUGGUUUUUUAGUUUCUUCUGAGCAAAAUCCAGACAAUCCUUGGUUCAAAAAAUGGAGUUUCCCUGAGAUCAAAGACAACUAUGUACAGAUGGUCAUAUCAAACUAUAAUCAAAGAAUCGAUGAAGCUAACUCCCCUGAUACUUUAGCACAUUUUUACACUUUAUAUGGUUCAAGGAUGCAAUAUCUGCUUUCAGAAAGCUUAAUGUUGUUCUGUUCUGUUACAAAACGGCAACUACUAAAAAUUGUGAACUCAGUAUUUUCUAUUUCUGACAAUUGCAGGAAAUUUGUGGCUGCGCAGUAUUUGGACAUUUAUCUAACACUACUGUACAAAACAGUAGCAAGUGAUACAACAGGGUUUAGAGUUUGCACCAUGAGCUUAAUUUCGCAACAGAUUUUUCUUGAACCAACUUAUGCUGCCAUGGCAAUAGAAUCUGGGUUCAUAGAGCGUACAUUGAAGUUUGCUUUCACGCUAAUGUAUUUUGAGUCUGACGAUCUUCUUCCUUAUCUUUCUAUUCCACUACAUUCCGGAUUCCAACUUCCUCAAGAAACAAUAAAAAGUCGACGUACUAUCAUUUGCUUCAAGGACCUGUGCUGUGUCAUGUCAACCAACCGGAACCCAUUGUUAUUGUUACAAAGAGAGGAAACUUUUAAUGCUGUGCUGAAAACAUUUGAAGCCUUUAGCGCAAUACUUCCACUGAAAAGAGAAACUUCAGAGCAUGUUGAGUUCGAGAACUUUGACUUUUCUGCUUUCUAUUUCUUUUUCUCAUCAUGUUUAAUAAUGAUGGAUGGAUAUAUUCGUAACUUGUCAAUGGUUGAAGAUAAGAAUAUACGUGCCAAGAUAGCUGUACGGAUGCUUGAAUUGGUUAUGGAAAAUGAGUUUACUGCACUGGCGAAAUCCAGAAGCGAGAUCACUUCGCGGAAUAUGAAUGUUGAAAAACUGCCAGGGAACAUAAAACUACCAACUUAUAAUAAGCUUCCUUUCUUAAGAGAGAGAAUCUGCAAUCAUGUUUCAGAGGUAGUAAACUUCCAAGUUGGCAUCGAUACCCAGAAUCUCUUUAAUCCGAUGGCAUACAUGUUCAAAUUUGUUUUGCAAUGGGCGCGGUGUGGGAGAUACGAGCCUCUUAACUACAACGGCAACACAGUGCUUGAUCUCAAAACAAUUUUUGAGGAUAAGCAGAAGGCUUUAUAUAUUUCAGAGUCAUCCUUGGCUACACUAGUUCUUAUAGGGCAAGUUCGUGUUGGAUUUUGGGUGAGAAAUGGAACUCCCAUGACACACCAAAUUCGAAUGUAUACCAAGUACAGUAUGAGAGAGUUCACUUACUUCAGUGACUUUUUCAAUGUUCAAUUCAGUAUGGCAAUUGCAGAUCCUAAUGAAUUCAUGGUGACCUAUCUUUAUAAAUGGGGCCUCAAGCACUGGUCAAAUGGAAUUCCAAACUGCGAUUACCCUGAUAUGGAAAUAACGCUAUCUAUUGUUGAAGAAGCCUUGAUUCUUCUUAUACAAUUGCUGACUGAUAUGAAGUCUAUUGUGGUAAUUUCCUCUAUUGAUAGUUUUGAGAAGACCCUCAAAACAGAAAUUAUCCAUGCCAUUGGUUUCCAAUCGUUCACAUACUCUCAGAUCAUGGCAAUGAUUCCCGAGCAUAUAACUAAGCACAACGCUUUUGACAUUGCACUUAAAAAGUAUACUACAUAUUCACCUCCCAGUGGCCUAUCAGACUCAGGCUUAUUUUCUCUAAGAGAUGACCUCAAGUGUGAGAUUGAUCCAUACUAUAUUGGUCUGCCCAAUGGUAAGCGAUAUGAAAUAGAACAACAACUGCGAAAACAUAUUUCUGCAAUUAAGGAUAUUCCUUAUGAAUUGUCUUUUGUACCGGCAAAAAGAGUCAUCGAUGAUAUCAAAGAAAGUGCGUUUCCAAAUUUAUUUGCUAUAACAUCAAAGGAUACGUUUGGUUUAUUCAUCAAAAAUUCUCUAGACCAUAUUAAAAAGUUUGAAAAUGAGGGUUUACUACAUCGUAUCCUGCAUCUAAUUCACAUAUGUGUUGUUAAUAACGUAAACGACUUUGCCAAAAUAUUCUGGAGAGAAUACGCAAUCGUCGAUACUGAAUAUUGCAAUGACCAUAGCAUUGGGUCUAUAUUGUACUCUUGUCUAUUUAAGGACUGCUUUUCAGACUUACAUGGAAAGAUCAAGGAAAUAUUCAGUAUUUUCAACAGUGAAGCUGCCCAUAUAAAUGUCGAAGAAUAUUUGAAAGAGCAAACAGUAAACUUCAAUCCUAAAAUUUUGGUGUCAUCAGAUUCUUCAUCGUGUCGAGAUGAAGAAUUUGAAAGAAAGAAGAAACUUGCGAUGAUUCGAAAGGAAAAGAUGCUUAGAAAGCUUGCUAAACAACAAAAAAAGUUCAUGAAGUUAAAUCGAGAAGCUAGUUGCGAAGAUUCAUUACCAACAACAGCAACUAAUUCCUCAGAAGACUUACUGAUGUGUGAUGACAAGAUGGGGACCCCAGAAAUUUUAGAGGAGACAUGCGUCUUUUGUAAGAUGUAUAAGGAUGACGAUCAGUUCAUCUACUUUGCCUACUUGGAGCGUAAUAUAUGCGAUAAAGGCGUUUGCACUGGACACCAAUAUGGCCAGGAGGAGACAAUGGUUACAGAUUCUGUAGUUAGAGCCUGUGGACACGGGGCACAUACCAAAUGUUUGGCACAUCACAUGAAGUCUGCAAGGUUGUUACACAAUCAAACCACCAAGAAUGUUCCAAUUGCAUAUGGAAUGGGUCUUAUCUAUUGUCCGCUCUGUGCUGCUUUGUGUAACUGCAUUAUCCCACACAUCACAAACAAUAAUGCAUCAACUAGUAACUUGAUAAGUGCCAACAAAACGAAUUCAUUUAGUUUCAAUGAAUUGUUCGAAGAUAGCAUAUCUGAGAUCGUGAUAAAAUCCGGCUUUAUCUUUUCCGAUUUAUGCAAUGAGAAAUACUCCAAGGAAGAUAAUUUGAACCACUUGUUCAUCACUGUGUCGAGAUUGCUCUACAACACUGUUGCCAAUUUUGAACUACGUAUCAGAAGAAAUUUGCAAAAGGGCUUUUACAAGAAAUCUGGUAAGAAGUACAUUCCAAAUAUGGGAUCCUUAUCCAGUAGGCUGUUGAAUGAUAUGAGAGUGUAUAUGAUAAAGUAUAUGAGUAAGCAUGAUGUUACAAUCAAACUUGAAGAUAGCUUUCUGGCUGCUGCCUGCCUUGUCGCCGAUUCGGUAACUGGAAAGGAACUGGGCAGUAACGUGCCUACAAUGACAAUCAGCAAGAUUCAAAUGGACAUUGAUGCCAUUGUCUCGCACAUUGCGACUUGUGAGUUCUCCGAUGAAAGCGAAUCAGAUAUCGAUAUGUUUGACAUAUCGAGUAAGGAAGAAGUCAUGGCACAAACCUGUGGAUAUUUAUUGGGCCAUGGCUGUGAAAAAGCUGUGCAAACCAAUCUGGAGCGCAUUGACAUUUGGAGACGAUUACGGGAUUCAGCACUGGUGUUCUUGCGCCGUUUGUUCAUAUUGAGCAACCUAGCUAGUGAGAAGAUCACGCUGGCCAAUUGUGACCAAGGCCCUGACCACGAGUUGAGUUUUUACAGCGAGUACUUCUGUAUUGGAUUAGAACUACCACAACUGGUGGAACAAGCAGUGAACCAAUGGACUGCCACGGGCAAGCAAUGCUCUGAGUUCAACAUAGUGUGCACCAACACGCCGCUGCAGUUGUACAGCAUUCCACGAAACUUAUCCAACUACGAGAAGGACUUGCGGUCCAGCCAGCACCUGAUGCUGGGCAGGUCUCCCACGGACACCACAGACCUGGCGCUGUGUCUGAUGUGUGGCGAACACGUCCGGACGCAGCGGCUAGUGUCGCGCCUCGGCUACGAGAUCGGCGAGUGCACGAACCACUGCAGGAACGAGUGCUCCAUGGCCACCCCAUUCGGCACAUUCCUGCUGGUGCGCAGCAACGCCAUCUACAUCGCCUACGGCAACCGCGGUGUGUUCUACCCUGGCCCAUACCUCAACGAGUUUGGCGAGAGAGACGUGGAGUUCAAGUACGGCACCCCCGUUUACCUGAACCAGCAGCGCUACGAGCACUUCUGCGACGAGAUACUGCUGGGGAACAUGAUCCCCCACGUAGUGUUCAGACUCACCGACGGAAAUGCAGACCUCGGCGGCUGGGAAACCAUGUAA